Molecule: messenger RNA, 3265 nt
Organism: Cuscuta epithymum
Lineage: Eukaryota; Viridiplantae; Streptophyta; Magnoliopsida; Solanales; Convolvulaceae
Source: the annotation of a GenBank genome assembly
AAGACUUCAGUCACCCACUCUUACCUUUUCAGGUACACAGCUGCAUUCUUUCCAUAUCAAAUGAGUGGCAAUGAGCAAGUGGAUGGUGGAUCCUUACAUUGAAUGGUUCGUUAUGAUUCAUCUUUAAAUUCGGAUUUCAAAAAUGCCCAUAAAGUUUACCCAUUUCCCUCAGAGGUAUUUGUUCGAAAUUUAUAAUUUCUGUUUUCUUUUUCUUCACCAGAUUUUACUCUUUAUUUGGUUGUUGGGUCUUGAUUCUGUACUAGAUUUUCACUUCUGAUAAUUUGGUUGUUGGACCAAUUAUAAGUAUGUGCUGUACUAGAUUUUCACUUCUGAGCUUAGUUCAUUGGAUUCUCAUUCCAGAUUUUCUCCAAUAUUUUAACUGUUUCUUUACUUGAUGAUAAUAUGAACAAUUCUGAAGCUGUUUUAAGUUUCAUAAAGACUUUCUCUAAGAAAUCCACGGAAAGAGCCUGUUGCCUGUUGGUUGUUAUGCCCGACUAAAGACAUGGGCGAGGUAAGAAGCUCAAUGGAGAUCAUAAGUCAAGUGGACAUGGACAUGGCAUAUUCUUCUGAGAAACUGGUGAAUCUAGGCAGCCUGUUUGUGACUGUGAUGACCAAACAAGAUGAAGUUGAAGCAAUGGCAGUUGAAAAUGACGAUUCUCCGGAUGCUGUUGAGAAAGCUUUGACAUUACACCACUUAAGUGCUAUUCUCAAGGCGGAGUUUAGACUGUUGGAUGAUUUUGUGAGUAAUCUCCACGGUCUGAUUCUUGGUGCGCGCAAAAAGGUCUCUUCCUGUGAGACAUUGAGUGAACUGGAUACAAUGGUGGAGCACAAAUUGCAAGAUUCCGAAGAAUCGUUGGGCCAACUGAAAGAACGUAUUCUAAGUAUGAAGAUUCAGCUAGCCAAUCCGUCGCUGAUUGGCUCUUUAUUUGAUCAAGAUGACUGGAGACAUGACUUGGCUUCAAAGCCACAAGUGCAGAUAGCAGAGCAAAAGCGUCUUCUAAAAAUGUUGGGGAAGUCUUUUGCAAGAGAGCUAGAUCUCGAGAUGAAGAUGACGUUGAUGAAACAAAAUGAAGACGAUUUUAAGAUGAAGCUCAAGUUAAGAGAACACAUAGCUUCAUGCAUGGAAGAAGCGGCAGAGGUAAUAUGGGGAAGGUUUUUGGAGGCAGACAAUAUAGGGGAGGUGCUCAUGGGCAUCUCAAAAGAUAUGGCAGGUCAACUUCGGAUAGCGAAUCUCAAUCUAAGCGGUUCCCAUCAAAGAGAAAAUGAGAUUCAAUUGAAAUUUCUAACUUGCAUGGAACACUCAAAUGCUAAAGAUAUCACCAUUCAAAAGCUCAACGAAAGCAUUGCAUACCUUAAAGAUGAAAACGCUCAAGUAGUGUCCUUACAACAGAAUAUUGAAAAGCUAAAGCAAAACUUGAUGGCAUGUGAAUCUCAACUAACAAGGGCAAAUUCGUCAAUUGAAGUGCAUAUUGAGCAGAUUAAUGAAAUGGAGAUUGAAAUAGAAUCUCUAAAGGAAGAACUCUAUCAAUUGGAGAGUAGGGCUGAAAGUGCUGAGGCAAAAGUCUCGCAGUUAACAGAGACAAACUUGGAGCAAAGUGAAGAACUGAGUUUCCUCAAAGACAGCAAUGAUAAUAGUGUAAAAAGAGUGAGCAUACUUGAAACAGAGAUGAGGGAGCUUGACAUUCAACUUCAGAAUUCUAAAGCAUCUUCUGAAGCAAGUCAAGAGCAGCAAAACUUGUUAUAUUCUGCCAUUUGGGAUAUGGAAACGCUGAUUGAUGAGUUGAAACAAAAAGUUUCUAAAGCAGAAAACAAGACAGACAUUGCAGAGGAGCAAUGCAUUGCAUUGUCAGAACUUAAUUCAGAGCUCAACAAAGAAAUAGGUAUCCUGAGGGUCAGAUUGCAAGAUAUGGAGUCAUCUUUGAAUCAAGCUAAGGUUGAGAAAAUGGCGAGCGUGAAAGACAUUAACAUUAAGACAAGCUUUAUAAUGGAUUUGGUAACACAACUAACUGUAGAACGAGAACGGGUGCAAAAACAGUUGUGCUGUUUGAUAAAGGAAAACAGAUUGUUGAUGAAGAAGCUAGAGAUGGUCAAUGUACCUGCAUCUGCUACCAUUCUAGGGAGCAGAGAAGCUGAUAACAAAGAGCAUCCACCUUCUACACACCAAUUUCCUGGAGAUGCUCCAUUGAAAGUGCCCAUUGAGUCCUCUUUGAGAAUCAGUGAGUUUAACUCAAACAAGGUGCAAGAUCUACAUGAGAAGUCCUCUUACAAUGAAACUGGGAAUGGGGUGUCAUCUUCUUCCACCAAUUAUCAUCAUGAGGAAUAUUCAGUUGUAGAGGAGAAAACUGUUGUUGCCAUAGAGGCAAAGCGUGGUCAGAGCAGAAGAUACAUAUGCAUUGCGUUACUCAUCUCACUGCUCUCAGUAAUAGCACCAUUUUUAUAUGGCCGGAAAAAAACUUUGGUUGACUUUGGUAGUUAACUUGUGGUGCCUGAAAUGUUUAUAUGUUGUAACUGGUAAGUAUACAAUUCAAGCAAAUGUUUGUACAGCAUAGUAUGGGCUAGUUGAUUCCACAUUCACAAGGUUUGUUUUUAAGGGCUGCAAAAAGAAAAUGCAACUACAUUUUGUAGCUUUGUACCAUUUGAGGACUAGAGAUUUGUUGGUUGCAAGCUUGCAGCAUGUAUUGUGUGAGUAUGAUCUUCAAUGGAAACAGUGUACAUGUAAUCACUUAUUUAUUUAUUUAUUUAUUUACUUCUUUGAUUGUUUACCACAACUACACGUUGGGUAGUAAAGGUGAGAGUAAUUCUUUUGUUAGCCUUAAGGUUAACUGAUUUGUGACUGAAGAGUUUUGAAUUAGUGAUAUAAACAGGAGAGAGCCUUGUGCUAGUAAAGUCUAGAAGAGAAGAUCUUGACUGCUGUUCAGCUGAGCUUGUUUGCCAUUUGGUCAUUGUUUCUGUUGGAUAGUUACAUAUAUAUCUAUAAUAAUGAUGAUGGUUGUGGUGGUGAUAGUGAUGAAGAUGAUGAUGAUGACAUAGUAAUAACAGCAAAAAUGAUAGUGAUGAAGAAAUUCCCUCCACUAACGGUGCACAAUAUGGCCGUGCAGAGCUGCACCACAUAGGACGUUUUAGCUUGCAACAAAAAAUAGAAACCAAGCCGGCUUGGUUUGAUUAGAUUAAUCCUUGCGUUCUCAAUAAUACAGACAACAGAAAAGAAUAGUUCCAAAUGAAGAAUAAAUAGUAAAUACAACCUUGAACACCGAGCCACGAUAUA